CCCCUCUGGUAACCGCCAGCCUGUUCUCUGCCUGUUUGUUUUCUCUUGCACACUGGGUUUGGGGGCAGCCUUUUGCUUCUUUGCUUCUGUGCCUCACUUCCAGAGUUUGCCUUACGUUGCUCCCUUUGCUCAGCCAGCCUUCUCUGAUUUGGUUCCUGACUCCAUGGUUAAAACAGAAGUAAAGUCACCUGGGUUUUUUCCUUUUUUCCCCAAUUGCCUGAGCCACAGCCACUGUUUGCACCCAAGUUCCCUUUAAGGAUGUGCUGCCCCUUUUGCUGGGUCUCUUCAGUCCAGGGAGCUGAUACUCAUUUGCUCUGUAUUUUAAGCAGAAUUAUUGGUCCCUUUGCUGGUUAUAAAAAUAGUGAGGAACAUUUCAGGAGACAUAAGUAAACAGGAAGGGAAUGCCCCACAUCCCCCCGCCACAGGAGACGCUGGCUGAGAACAGUGUGGUGCAGGGGCUUAGGGACUUCUUGUGCAUAUGCAGACUGUGCUUUCUUUUUAUUUCGUGUCAUGAUUAAGUGAAUUCAUAACUAUAAUUUCUAAAACUUGCCUUUUAAUUUUUAUUUUAGGAAAUUGGGAAGUGACAAAAAUGUAAAGAAAAUGACAAAAAAUAUAAGAGUAUAAAAUGUAUGAAGAGAAAUAGCACAUGGGUAACCAUGUCUAACAUUUGUGUGUAUUUUUAUUUAUCGUUUGUGUACCUCAAUAAAAAAAGAAAUGAGAGACCUGGUACAUGAAUUUCGUGUUAAAACAUCACAUUACUACGGAUAAAAUAAAAUCUCUUUUAACUACUAUUCCCAGCCUCCAUGCCCACAAUCAGCUUUUGAGAAUCCUCCCAGGCCAUUUUAAAUUCCUUGGAGAACUUAUGUGUACAUCACACACACACUUAUGUACACAUAUAUGUGAUUUUAGGUUUUUCCUGCAAUUAUAUCUAGUGUGUUGUUUUUAACUUAGAAUAUGUUUUUGUUACUGUUGGGAGAGGCAGCGAGCACAGCCUCUGCAGCUCCCCUUUGCUUAGCCCAGUGCAAGGUGAGUGGCUGGGGCAGGGAGCGUUUCCUGGCCGGGAGAGGAAGCGCGCAGCCUGUGCUGGGCUUCUGCCUUGUGAGGGACUGUCUUUCCCUGUUCGGUGCUUCAGGUAACCCUGUGUCAGGGGCCCGCAGGCCCACCCCUGCUUUCUGUGUUUCAGACCCCACCUGCCAGGGGUCGAGGUCUUGAAGUAUGCCGCUCCAGUCCACACCGCCCGCACCGCAUCAGCGGUGAAGUGGAUCCGCUCGUGGGGGACCAGUGGCUUUCAAAGAUCCCCUUGUGUAUACUCUUUCCUCCCUCUUGCUUCUCUUGCCAGUGACGUCUGAUGACCAGCAAAUUCCAUUGUCCACCACAGUGCUGAAAAGAUUCUCUGACAUCCCAGCAGCAGCACAGCUGACAGAGGCUUGGCUUGCACUCUGCUGUAGACCCUGGACAGGAGCGAUGCCUCCAGGCAGGUGGUAUGCUGUGCGCCCAGCUCAGGCCCAGGCUUCAAGAGAGCGAGGGCGCCUUCAGAUGGUAAAGAAGGAAGAAGAGGGUGAAGGCUGCACUUCUGUGCAGGCUCCUAGGCCCCAGACGCUGAACCGUCCUGGCCAGGAGCUGUUCCGCCAGCUCUUCAGACAGCUUCGCUACCACGAAUCUUCUGGGCCCCUGGAGACUCUGAGCCGGCUCCGGGAGCUGUGCCGCUGGUGGCUGAGGCCCGACAUUCUGUCUAAGGCCCAGAUCCUGGAGCUGCUGGUGCUGGAGCAGUUCCUGAGCAUCCUGCCCAGCGAGCUCCGGACCUGGGUGCAGCUGCAUCACCCUGAGAGUGGUGGGAAGGCUGCGGCCCUGCUGGAAGAGCUGCGGAGAGACUUCAGUGGGACACCAUUGAAGGACACAGCACCUGCCCAGAGCCCAGAUGUGUGUUGGAUGGGUACAGGAGCCCUGCGAGCCGAGCAGAUAUGGCCCUCUGCUUCACCUCCCAGGAACGGCUCUGCUCUGGGGGACCACCUGGAGCCUUCCUGUGAAACAGGGGUGCAUGACUUCCUGACUGGGCAAUCCGAUCCUCCUGCUGCACAGGUGCCUGCCCUUUCCCAGGGAGAGGGGUGCCCAGGAGAUGCGGUGGCAGCCCAGCCUCAGGAGGCUCUGACUUUCAAGGAUGUGGAGGUGACCUUCUCCCAGGAUGAGUGGGGGUGGCUGGACCCUGCUCAGAGGAACCUCUACAGGGAUGUGAUGCUGGAGAACUAUGGGAACCUGGCUUCUCUGGUGGGGCCUCUCACCAAACCUGCUCUGAUCUCCUGGCUGGAGGCAAGGGAGCCGUGGGGCCUGAAGGUGGAGGCAGCUCAGCCUAAGGGGAAUCCAGGUGCUGCCCCUGCAGGAGGGGAGCUCCAGAUUAAAUCAAACAAGAUCAUCUUAAAUCCCAAACCUUUGGAAGAAGCACAGAUCUUAGCUGUGUCAUCAGGAUGUCGUGUGGUGAGUGUUUCUGAGGAAACAGAGCCCAGAGUACCUGAGGAACAGAAGAGCAUGUCACAGGAGCCAUGUGGAAAUCCCAUCCAACUGAGUGCUAAGGAAAAAGAGGGCAGUUUCAGUCACAGCACAGGAAAGGAAUCGGAGGAGGCAGGAGGCGGCAAUAGUCUUAAUCUCAAGCAUGUGGCAUAUUUGCGAGUUUCCAGAAGAAAGAGAUCCCGGAAGCAUGGCUGCGGCCGACUCUUCCGAGCGAGCUCGUACUGCUAUGACUACCAGGAGUACGGGAAGGGCCUCCGACGCAUGCUGGCCUCGUUUAGCCUCUCCCAGAGAACUCACGCUGGACUGAAAGGGACCGCGAAGGAUGUGCACAGGAAGGACUUCAGCCUGAGUUCUCAUCGCCCACGGAGUCUUCACGUGGUGGGGACGUUGUAUAAGUGCAGCGACUGUGGGAGGACCUUUAGCCGUAGCUCCCAUCUUGCGCACCAUCAGAGACUUCACACUCAGGAGAAACCGUUUAAAUGCCGGGUGUGUGGGAAAGCCUUCAGGUGGAGCUCCAAUCGUGCGCGGCAUGAGAGAAUUCACACUGGCCUGAAACCUUAUAAAUGCAGUUCAUGUGACAAAGCUUUCCAGCGCUUGUAUGCCUACCGCCUGCACCAGGAAACCCAUGCUAAUCAGAAAUUUCUCGAAUUUAGUUGGUGUAAGGAAGCUCUCAGAGCAUAUGGCUCCCGGUUGGAUCAUCAUUUGCAAGACCAAAGCGGUGAGAAGGUCUUUGACUGCAGCCAGUGCAGGAAAUCCUUCCACUGUAAAUCAUAUAUUCUCCAACAUCAAAGGAUCCACACGCAGGAGAAGCCAUAUAAAUGCACCAAAUGUAGGAAAACCUUCCGUUGGAGGUCCAACUUCUCUCGUCAUAAGAGAAUGCACCAGGAAGAGAAAUUCUAUAGUCCAGACAGGUGUAGAGACGGUGACAAGUGUAGAGACGACCACAGGCGUGGAGACAACCACAGGCGUGGAGACGACCACAGGCGUGGAGAAGACCACAGGCGUGGAGAAGAUUUCAGGGCGGCCCCCAGCUGCAAUCAGCCCCCGAGCGUGCCCCCUGUGGAGGAAGCUUUCCUGUGUCGGCCGUGUGGGAAAACUUUUACUGAGAAGAAAUCCCUCCUUAACCACCAGAGAAGCCACACGGGCGAGGGACUGUACCGAUGCAGGGAGUGUGCGGAAGAGUUUACGCACAGGUCAGACUUUAUCGCUCAUAAGCAGCAGCACGCCAUGAGCAGAAAGCCCGAGGACGGGCCUCCCCCCAGCCAGGAUGGAGUCCCCCAGGCUCCUCGGAGCAGCCCGGCCCCGGAGGCGGCCUUCCGGUGCAGCCAGUGUGGCAAAGGCUUCCGCAACCCCUCUGUCCUCCUCCUGCACCAGCGGGUUCACACCGGGGAGAAGCCCUACAAGUGCCGGGAGUGCGGGAAGGCCUUCCGGUGGAGCUCGAACCUCUCGCGGCACCAGAGGAGCCACUCUGUGGGAAAACGGUACUCCUACCACGACAGCGAGGACGCUGCAGACGUGCAGCCAGAAGUCCUCCUGGGCAAGAAGAAACCUUUCUUGUGCCAAGAGUGUGGGAAGAGCUUUACACGUAAAAGGAGUCUCUUAGAUCACAAGGGGAUCCACAGUGGAGAGAAGCGCUACAAAUGUAACCUAUGCGAGAAAUCUUACGACCGAAAUUACCGCCUGGUGAAUCAUCAGAGAAUCCACACCAAAGAGAAACCUUUCAAAUGCCAGUGGUGUGGGAAAAACUUCAUCGGAAGACACACCCUCAACAUCCAUCUGAGAAAACACACCCAGGCUGCGCCGUCUGAAAGCAGCCUGGCCAAGUCGCCUUCCUCCCGCGACAAAGGGGUGAGUUUACAGGAGUUAAAACCAAGUGGCGAGAAGCCCCAGGAAGCUUCUGAACAAGCUUGCGAGCAGAGCGCCAGGCCCACCGGACUCCAGAACAUACCCGCAGGGAAAAAAUGUCACAAAUGUGGCACGUGUGGGAAAACUUUUAGCAAGACCUCGCAGCUCAUUAGCCACAAGCGAUUCCAUACUCGAGAGAGGCCCUUCAAGUGCACGAAGUGUGGGAACACCUUCAGGUGGGCUUCCAAUUUGGCUCGGCAUAUGAAAAUGCACAUUAAUGAUUAGCGUGGGGCCUGACGGUGGGAGAGAGGGCUCCUGGCUGUCCUGCUGGAGAACCCUGAGUGUAGGCAAUGUGGGGAAACCGUCAGAGAGGGCCCAGCUCUUUCUCUUUUAGAAGCUAAUCACAGAGAAUCCUGAGGAUUCAGAAAUUCAGGAUCCCCUAAUUUUUACCCACUAGGAAAUGAGACGUUUUUUGGUGACCUUCUGGAGACUCAGGCCCUCAGGAUUGGCCUUUGUACCAUGGCCUGGAGCUGCCCCAACCAGAUCUUCUUCCAUAACUCUAAAGGGAGAGACAGCCCUUUUGGUUUGACAAAUGUCUGUGGUGUGGUGGGCUGUGGCUGCUGGGAAGGGGCCGGUUGGAUCCUAGGUUUCCCUCCGAGUUUCACCUAUGUUGGUGCCUAUUCUGUUUGACCUUAUAAGCAACAGCAGCAGCAGGAACUCGUAGUCUCCCCAGAUGCCUUCCAGGGAGUUCUGGCUGCGCCUUCAGCCUACAACUGGCUUUGGAUAUUUGCUGUGGGAGGCAAGUGGAGGAGAGCAGGACGCUGGGCUAGUCACCUGGAGGAUGGAGUGCUCCCGUGCCGUCGCCAUCUCCACCCCACAGGUGUGCGUGGGCAGCGGAGAUCAGUCUGUUAAACAGAAAUGUGCUGAGCUCCUCCCACGUGGUGGACACUGGUGUGUGUACCAGAGGCCCAGCAGUGACAAGAACAAACAAAAGCUGCCGUCUUGGAUCUUUACAGACGAUAAACAUGAGAUCCAUGGAGUAUUUUGGUUGGGGGUGGUGGUGUUGUGGACAACAUGCAUCGGGGAAGAGUCAGAGGACAUGCUGGAUUGGGAGGUGGGUUGUGAUUUUAAGGAGGCUGGUCAUGAGGGGCCUCAACUGAGAAGGUGAAAUUUGAGCAAAGACCUGGAGAUCAGGGAGUGAGCUCUGUAGGUCUCUAGAACCACACCCAGAAGGUGGGCUCCUGUCUGGUUCCUCGGAGUGACUGGAGGCCUCUGGGCUACAGUGGCGAGUCAGCUGGAAUAGGGGCCCAGAGAGGUGGUGGGCUCAGCUGCGUGAGCAUGGGGGUCCUCGCUGGGGCUGGGCUGCUUUUGGACUAUUUGAGUUGAGUGAUGUGGUCUGAAUGUGAAUUACAUUUUACAAGAGUUAACCACAGACACAAGGACUCACUAAAAUGAUAUAGCUGAAAAUUUUUUAUGCAGUUAUCCCUACUGCCAGCCUCCAUGAGUGAACCCCCCACCUGCCAAGCGUCUGAAUAUUCUCUGAAUAUUCUGCAAGACCCCCAGCUCAGCAGGCGUAAGCAAUUGUGACAGCGUAAGCAGUUGUGACAGCACCUCUGGCCCCUGCACACUGCCCUGUGCUGUCCCCUUCACCCGCAGUGCCACACCCCCACCGUGCUGGCCCAGCUUUCCCUGACCCUCGUCCCUGCUGCUGGCUUAUCUGUUUGCCACGCAGAGGAGAUUUUGCACUAAGUUGCCCCUGUUAAGGAAGAGAGCUGAAUUUAGUUCAGUUGAGUCAUGAUUGGAAGUUUUUAAGAGGGUCUUUGAGUGAAAUGCUGACAAGGCUACCCACAGGUGCGCUCCUGCCCAAAAGGAGCCUGGCUCUGCGUGGUUCCAAGCCCUAGGGCACAGGUUGACAGUUUCCCACUGCCCCAGUUCUCAUCUCAAACCCAACUCUGCCCUGGAGGACACACCCAAUUUUCCAACCCUGCCCCGUCUUCUCACUCCCCAGCGAGGACUGAAGUUGGGGCUGAAGAGAGCCAGGUGGGCAGGGACUCCACCGAGAGCAGAGCGUCUGAAGGUCUUUUAUUCGGCCGUCUGGCGUGGUCAGCCCCACCCUUGUUGAGCACACGGGCAGCCCAGGCACGUGCAGAGAAGCAAGCACAGGAGAUGUGAAUUAGUAUGGAACAUCUCACACUCAUCACGUUGGCAGCUUUUUAAAAGCCCUGGUGUGGGUGUGUGGACCACUGGCAACUCAGUGCUGUGGGAGUGGAAAUUGUGAUGAUUGUGCAAAGCAAUUUGCAAAAUCUCGUAAAGUUGUGUGUACUCUGUCACCCAGUAAUUCUGCUCCUGGAUGAGCCACAGAGUAACGCCUUGCAACGAAGGAGAUGCUUUAAGACUGGGCAUCGUGAUAUUGUUCGUUGCAGUAUUGCUAAAAUAGCAAGAUUGGGUAAAGCCUACAUUCUCAUCAGCAGAACAGAGAAAUACGUAGGUGGUUUCCGGUACUUUGGGAAGCGAAUGUGAGAGAGCAAGAGUUGCAUCUUUCACAGAUGAAUCAAAUUGCUGAGGAAGUGGCGGGAGCUACAGACGGGGACCCUUUCUGCAAAGUCAACACUGUAUCUGGGGUACCUUACUUAAACCUCUCACUUUUUAACCUCACAGGGUGCCUGGGGGUGGGGAUGGUUAAUGAAAUAAUGUAUGUAAAGUGAUUAGGACAGCGGCAGGAGUGGGAGCAUUGCUGGCAUAUAGUACACCGUGUUGUUACCAUUUUGCACAAUAAUAUAUUUCCUGUGGAUGCAAAUUAUAUGAAUUCAGAGUAUAAAAUCAUGUAUUGGAACGAAGUGUUAAAGUCCUGCUCUGCCCGCCUGGGCAGGAGUUGCUGAUGAAAUCGGUAACUGGAGGCUUCACUUGUGUUUUCUUUUUUAAAAUAGAUGUAGGUGGGUCAGCAUGUUGAUUUAACAGCACAGUGCAGUGGGUUCUUUUUUAAAACUAUUUGCUUAAAAUACUUAAAAAUAAAAAGUUUUUAAAGUA
Miniopterus natalensis is the source of this 7377-nucleotide messenger RNA. Lineage: Eukaryota; Metazoa; Chordata; Mammalia; Chiroptera; Miniopteridae. The record is from RefSeq and is a predicted model, not a curated record.